Molecule: messenger RNA, 2372 nt
Organism: Amaranthus tricolor (Joseph's coat)
Lineage: Eukaryota; Viridiplantae; Streptophyta; Magnoliopsida; Caryophyllales; Amaranthaceae
Exons: 7
Coding region: 476-1285 (269 amino acids)
Biological process (GO): transmembrane transport
Source: RefSeq, a predicted model, not a curated record
AUCAAUAAUUAAUACUAUAAAAAGAUUAAUAUCCUUUGCCUAUCAUAUACUCCACCCUCACCGACUUAUUAGGGGUUAGGAAUACUGUCACGGAGUAAAAGGAUAAAAAUUAAUAAUCCAACAGAUAAAUAGAUUUGUUGGUUUAAAUUUCAUACGACAUCGUUGUGUCUCAACUAUAUAUUCCUAAGCCCCCUUUUUUUACACUUCGUUGAGAUUACGCAAAUCAAUAAACCUAAUAUUACCAAUUUUUUCAUCUUCAUCAUCAACAACAAACCCUAAAAUACUGCAAUUUCCAAUUUUCAAUCUUCAAUAUGCAAUUUCCAGGGUGUAAAAUGGAAAUUUAAAUCUUCAUAUUUAACGGCAUUGCAUCUCUGAAUUAGGAAUCAAAAGCUUCGCGAUUUUUAUUUAUCAAUUGAUCGAAGAAAUAAUUGUUCGAUUUUUUUUGAGAUAAGGAAGAGAGAAGAAGUUUUUCGUAAUGCAGACGGAAGCGAGAGUUGGAGUAGUCGUAGAUGGGGGACAAAGAGACGGUUGUACGAGGAAAUAUGUACAGGUUAAACAACAACAACAAGCACAAAUUGGAACGAUUUCGCAACUUCUUGCCGGUGGAAUUGCCGGCGCUGUUAGUAAAACUUGUACUGCUCCUCUCGCUCGUCUCACCAUCCUUUUUCAGAUACAAGGUAUGCAUUCAGAUGCCUCAACUUUGAGGAAACCUUGCAUUUGGAGGGAGGCUUCACGAGUCAUUCACGAGGAAGGAAUAAGAGCUUUUUGGAAAGGAAACUUGGUUACAAUAGCUCAUCGCCUUCCUUAUUCCUCCGUCAGUUUCUACUCAUAUGAACAAUACAAGAAUGUUUUACAGUCACUUCCUGGACUAGAAAGUAAUAGUGAAAAUAUUAGUGCACAUAUCAUUGUGCAUUUAGCAGGUGGCUUCUUAGCCGGAGUAACAGCUGCAACUGCUACCUACCCUCUAGAUUUGGUGAGGACACGGCUUGCGGCACAAACAAAUGUGAUAUAUUACAAAGGUAUAGGGCAUACGUUACGUACUAUUUGCAAAGAAGAAGGUGCACUUGGUCUUUACAAAGGGCUCGGAGCAACACUCUUGAGUGUGGGGCCAAAUAUAGCGAUCAGUUUCACCGUUUACGAUACCUUACGGACUCAGUGGCAGUUGCAGAGGCCGCAUGAUUCUUCUGUGCUUGUGAGCCUUGCUUGUGGAAGUAUGUCUGGCAUUGCUUCAUCUACUGAGAAGCAGGUUGAGAUGCUGGCUCUGCAGUCUGCACUAAAUGUCUAACACGACUUGACUCUAGAGCCAGAAAUCAGGAAGUUGUUUAAAUUUUUGCUUAUAAUUUCAUAUGGAAUCAUAUAAAAAGUUUCCCUGAUUCUUGCAUUUUGUUAGUCUUUUGUUUCAAUAGUUUGGUUGGACUAACCUCAUCCUUACCGCAUUUUCUUGUUCAACACUUUCCGAGCAUUGCAGUUGAUUUCUUUUCUAGGGAGGCACCAGUCUCGGAUGAUUUGAAAUAUAGUUCUCCUAUGCCAAAUGUGAGAGGCUUCCUCUAUGAGGUAUGCUUCUCACUUAGGCUUCCUCUGUUGUGAAUGAUCGAGAAAAUAAAGCUUUUAUUUUACUGAUCACGUUUUUUUGGCUCGACUUUUCGUUUUUUUUUCUUUGGAGAGAAUAUCUGGCUCCACAGUUUAACUUAUUGAAGCAAAAGUGAUCUCUGCUACCUGUAAAUCAUGCCGUCUUUGUUGAUAAUUUGAUGCUCUGUUGCCUGUUGGAACAUUUUUAUAUUUUUUGAAGGCCUAAAUGCUCAAGGUUUUGAACAUGUUUUGCUUUGGUGUAUAAAUGACAGCCAUAUUUCCUAUUGAUUUGGUGAGACGGAGGAUGCAAUUAGAAGGAGCUGGUGGGCGUGCACGUGUAUACAACACAGGUAUUUUCGGUACAUUUAAACACAUCAUCCGAUCAGAAGGAUUGAAAGGCCUAUACAGAGGGAUUCUUCCAGAAUAUUACAAGGUUGUGCCUAGUGUAAGCCUUGUUUUCAUGACGUACGAGGCAAUGAAGAAACUGUUGUCAAAUUAUCACAGUUGAUCCGCAACUUCCUGGAUACAACCCGGAAAUACUAUUCAGAUUGACAUAGAACUCUCAUUGCACAGCUUUUAUAUGGACGCAAAUUUGCUCCUUUUUGGUCUAGUCUGUUAGGUUUGGUGGCAAUUUUCGGUUGUGUCACCGUUAGGAAUAUUACUUGUACAAACAUUGACAGACGACUCUAUUCUAUAAUUGUCAAAACGUGUGGGAAAUAUGAUCAUCUCAACUAGUCAUUCCACUUGUCCAUAUGAGGCUUUCAAAUUUUAUUAUAUUUAUUCUAUUAAAGUGGUUAGCUUUU